UGAUAAAUAUAUGAUAAAUAAUAUAUAAUAUAGUAUGUAUAUGAGUCAUGAAAGUAGCUUAUAUAUAUUAGUAUAUGGUAUGUGUAUGUGAAAGUUUUUUGAAAGAAUAUUUCAGUAUGCGUAAGUCUUAGCAUCAAGUAUAGUAUGUAGAGGGGGAGAAACAUAAGCACUUUGCUGGAUCAUAGUGAUGAGUCACACAUUUGUGCAAGUGUCAAAUGUCUUCGAGAAAUACUAAUUUCUUUAAUAUUUAUUUUUAUAUUUAUAAUAAAAUAAAAAAAAUUAAUUAAAAAUGAAUAAUACGGAUAUAAAUGAUCGUCCGAAAUGGUUGCUAGAAUUAGAAAAUCGGAAAAGAAAGCCUCGAUUGGCACAUGAAGCUGGAGCUGGAGCACCUUGUGUUCUUUGUAAAAUGGCAUGUCCAGGUUUAGAUUUACAUUUUUGGAGAAAAAUUUGUAAAAACUGUAAAUGCAAUAAAGAUGAUCAUGAUGUUGAUGAUGAUGAUUUCCCACAAUUUGAUUUGUUAUUUGGAACUUCAAAAAAAUAUAAAAAGAAAUCAAUAUUAUUACAUAUAAAUGAUGGAAAGAAAUAUGUAGAAGAAGCAUUUGAAUGGAUACCACCAAAUACAACAAAAGAACUUGCUGUAGAUUAUAUGAGAGCUUUACCUAUAGAUAAGUUACCUAUUAAAGGAUCAACUGGUGCAGCUCUAAGAAGACAAUUAUUGCAAAAGCAAUUACCUCUUCAUGAUAUAGAUUAUAAAAGUUGUGAUAAAUUAAGUGAUCAAGAAAAAAAACAGUUUGAAAAAUAUUUAGAAAAUAUAAAAAGAUAUGUAGGACAAGGAAUAGUAACAAAGAUAUUAAGCGCUCGUCCAUAUGAUGGAUCAUUAGUAACACCUGUGAAUGCUACUGAUAUGCAACGUUUUAAUCCACAAAACAAACUUAAUUUAUCACCAAGCUUUGUACAAUUACGUACACCAAGUAGUUUUGCUCCAAAAUGUUCAUAUAAAAAGAAUAUACAUGAAAAUAUAAAUGUCCAUGAAUUUUGUGCUCUAGAAACACCAAGUAAUAUUAAAAGUAAUCAAAUUUUUGAGAAAUAUAACAUAACCAGCAAUGAUAAUGAAAGUAAUAGUAAUAAUCAAAAUAUAAAAAAUGUAACAAUUGAAAACCUGAAUUUAAAUGAUACGGUAGUUACAAAUGUAAAUUCUAAAAUAACAUUACCUUCGAAUUCAUCUGAAUGUUAUAAAGAAGCAUAUAAAGAUAUGUUCAAAAAUCCAUCUACUUCUCUAUUAAAUUCGAAAUCAAUCAAUGAUAAUAUUGAUGUUGAAACUUUAUUAGUAGAUGCUUUAUUACCAUCUAGUGUACAUACAACUGAUGUAAUUAAAAGUACAUUAGAUGAGAAAAGUUUAAUGUAUAUACGUGAAAAACUCACAAAUAAAUAUAGUAAUCAAGAAAAUCAAAAACAAAUCAAUAUUCCCAAUUUUGCAAAAAAUUUAGAUUCAAAUAAUUCGCAAAAUAAAAAUUUUCCCAUAAAUAUUAAUAAAGAAACUGAUACUAAUAAAGAAAUAGCUACUAUAAAUCCUGAAAUGUUAAUUCCAUCAAAAGAAAAAUUUCAAAAUAUAGAAAAGAAUACUUAUGAUUCUACAGAAACAUUUAAUGUAGAGAAUUCAAAAGAAAAUAAAUUAUUAACGUCUUCGAAAAUGAUGGAAAAUCAAUUUCUUUCGUCAACUUCAUCAUCACAAUUACAGACUUCUAAUAUUAAUAAUUAUCAAGCAACACUAAAUAGCUUUACAACACCUUCCACCAUUAUUCAUUCUGAAAAACUGGAAAAGCAAAUUUUUCCGUAUGAAACUAUUUCUAUACCAAAACAAUCAGAAGAUCUUAUAAAUGCAGAACAUCUUAAAAAUGUCAUGGAUCAAUUAACAAUAAAUUCUAAAUUACAAAAAUGUCAUAAAUGUAAAGAAGAAAUUCAUGUUGGUGAUGUUGCUGUAAUUACAGAAAAAGCUAAAAAUGCAAUAUGGCACCCAGGAUGUUUCGUAUGUAAUAUGUGUAAUGAAUUGCUGGUAGAUUUAGUAUAUUUUUAUUACAAAAAUAAAUUAUAUUGUGGUAGAGAUUUAGCAACACUAUUAGAAAUUCCUAGAUGUUUUGCUUGCGACGAACUUAUUUUUGUACGAGAAUACACUGUUGCAGAAGGUCAUAAUUAUCAUGUAAAACAUUUCUGUUGUUGGGACUGUGAUGUUCCAUUAGCUGGAAAACAGUAUAUUACAGAGAAUGAUCGUCCACUAUGCCUUUUGUGUUAUCAAAAAACAUAUGCAAAAACAUGUAACUUAUGUAAGAAGAUAAUUGCUGCUGAUCAAAAAGGCGUUGCUGUUAAGGAUUUAAAUUUUCAUGCAACAGAAGCUUGUUUUUGCUGUUACAUAUGCAAUAAAAAUUUAUUAAGUAGCAAAUUUGCAGUUAAAGAGAAAAAAAUAUUUUGUAGUAAGGAAUGCAUUUCUAAUUUUUUACAUUCACAAAUUAAAUAGCAAAUUAAUAAUAAUAAAAUAGUAUUUGUAUUAUUCUAUUUUUAAUAAUUUUUUUAUUAUUUUUCUUAUAUUUUUUAUUUUUUGUCUUUUUUUUUUUAAUUGUUAUAAAAUAUAUUUAAUUACAAAGUUUAAAUUUUUUAUAAAUGUUGUCAGUAAAAUAUUAAUAAAAAACAAAUAUAUACUGAUACAAUCAUAUCUAAAAUAAAUAUAUUUAAUAAAAAAUAUAUAUUCGUUUUUUAAAUAAAUAUUCGUUGUAUACUUACAUUUAUACAUUUAUAUUUUAAAUCUUAAAAAAAUAAUAUAAAUUUCAAUUUUUAUUUUAUUUUUAUUUUAUUAUUUAAUUUCAAUCUCUUUUUGUGAUAAAAUAUUUUAUUAUUGAAAAUCAAUAAUAUUUUUUAAAAAAUUACAUUAUAUUAUAUUUACGAUAUCUAUAUAUAUUUUUAUUACGAAAUUAUUAAAAUAUAUUUUUAAUAUAUAUUUAAAUUAUUUGUAAGAAAAAGAUAUGUAAUCAAAAAAUAUUUUAAAGUAUUAUGUCAAUUAUAAUCUAUCAAUUUUUAAUAAAAUUUUAAAUAAAUAAAUUAUAUUUAAAAAUUAUAUUACUUAUUUUAAUGUUUAUUUUUAUUUAAAUUUAAUUCAGAAAUAAUAUUUAAAACUCUAUAAAUGUUACAUUUAUUUAAAAACUAAAUAUUUUUAAUAAGAUAACAAAGAAUGUUCUAUUAUUUUGAUUUUGAUUAUAUUUUAUAUACUUGUAUAAAAAGAAAGUAAUUUUAAAAAAAAAUCAUAAUCAAAAAUAUCUAAAAAAAAUUAUUAAAUAACUUAAAAUAUUAAAUCAAUUAUAAAAUAGAUUUUUAUAUUAUAAUAAAUAAUUCUUAUAUAUAUAAAAUUAGAAUUAUUUAUUAUUUUUAUAUACAUAAGAAUUAUAUAUGUAUAAUUAUAAUAUUAUAAUUAUAAUUAUGAUGAUAUAUAUCUAAAUAAUAUAAUUUUAUAUAUAAUAUAAUUUUUAUAUAAAUGUUUUUUUUACUGUAUUUCAAAAUAGAUUAAAAUAUUGUAAUUUUA
Molecule: messenger RNA, 3568 nt
Organism: Apis cerana (Asiatic honeybee)
Lineage: Eukaryota; Metazoa; Arthropoda; Insecta; Hymenoptera; Apidae
Gene: Tes
Product: testin LIM domain protein
Molecular function (GO): zinc ion binding
Source: RefSeq, a predicted model, not a curated record